CGAAACCCGAUCCGCGGAGUCGGAUCUUUUGUGCUGCUGCCUCAACGCUUGCAGACUGAACUUGUCUCGAGAUUGAGAAGGCAACCUUUGCGAAUUUUAAAGCAAUAAACAAAAGGGAAUGGGAGUGUGCACGCAACAAAUGGACAACGUGGGAAAGCGUCGAUGCACGCGGAUGAUGAAAAGAGACUGGAGUUCAUAAAAAUUGACAACGAACGCUUCCUCGAGCGAGUGGGAUAAACCCGUAUUACUUUCACACAUUUUUAUUAGGUAGAGUGGAUUACUGAUGUUGCAGCUUACUGCCUGAACUCGACGUAAAACCAGAGAGCCCUCCUGUAAAACAUGGUGAGAGGGGCUCUUGCAACAUUGCUGCCAGCAUGGACCACUCUAAUUAAAGUGAACGUGAUGGGGAUGAUAAUUGUAUUACACAUAGCAAUGAUGGAACACUCGCAUUGACGAAGACUAACCGCAUCCAUCUUCAGUGCGCUGCAGCCAAUCAGCAUGCUGCGGUCGCUCAAAUUUGGCCGCGUCUACCGAUGUGGCAAGUUCCUCUUCAUCGUAGCGCUUUUUGUGAUCCUGCUGAUGAACACUCACAACCUGUUCGCCUCGUUUCAGAGGAACGAGCUCACCGACCGCCGAUUCAUCGGCCUCAACAAGUGUCCGGCCUGCUUCGGCACCAGCUGGUGCCGCAAGUUCAUGAACGGCCAGGUGACCUUCGAGAUGUGGGGUCGCCUGCGUUUCCUAGACUUUUUCAAUGUAAAGAACGUCUAUUUUGCUCAAUACGGGGAACCCAGGGAAGGAACGCGCAGGGUCGUGCUCAAGCGCCUGGGCUCCAACCAAGAGCUGGCAGAGAUCGAUCAGAAGAUCUGCAAACGGGCCACUGGUAGACCACGCUGUGAUCUCAUUCAGGGUAUGUACAAAACGGAGUUUGCCCGACUUAACGGGGACGUAAGACUGCUGACCCCAGAGGUGGUGGAGGGCUGGUCGGAUCUGGUGCACUGCCCCUCGCAGAGGCUUCUAGACCGGGUGGUCAGGAGGUACGCGGAGACCAAGGACUCUGGAAGCUUCCUGCUGAAGAACCUUAAGGACACGGAGCGAAUGCAGCUGCUGAUGACGCUGGCGUUCAACCCCGAGCCUCUCGUGCUGCAGAGUUUUCCUUCCGAUGAGGGCUGGCCAUUUGCCAAAUACCUGGGGGCCUGCGGCCGGAUGGUGGCCGUGAAUUACGUGGGCGAGGAGCUCUGGAGCUUCUACAAUGCACCCUGGGAGAAAAGAGUAGAUCUGGCCAAGCAGCUGAUGGACAUCGCAGAGCAGCUGACCAACAACGACUUUGACUUUGCCCUUUACCUACUAGACGUCAGCUUCGACAACUUUGCAGUCGGGCCCCGUGACGGGAAAGUCAUCGUCGUCGAUGCAGAAAACGUCAUAGUGGCAGACAAAAGAUUGAUAAAGCAGAAUAAACCAGAGAACUAUGACGUGUGGUACGAGAGCCGCUACGAGGAAUGCGACAAAGAAGCCUGCCUCUCCUUCUCCAAGGACAUCCUCUGCUCGCGAGUCACCGUGGACCACAACUACUAUGCUGUCUGUCAGAACCUCCUCUCCAGAUUCGCCACCUGGCGUGGCACCACGGGGGGUCUCCUGCACGACCCCCCUGCUGACGUGGUCAAAGACGGGCGUCUCGCGACCCUGCUGGACGAGUGCACCAAACCUCAGAAACGUUACGGCCGCUACCAGGCAGCUAAAGAACUGCGGGAGUUCCUGACACAACUCACACAGCUGAGCAAUACUAACAGGUAGUGCUGAGAACAAGGGGACGCUGCCUCCUGCAAUAUCCCCUCAAAAAAAGACAUCAGAAGUACUUUUACAAAUGCGCUGCCGGAUUCUGGAACACAUUUGUUCACCUUCAAGGGAGUUGCUGUUUCGUCGCCGCUAUCAGUCAUGCCAACAUUGGUUCCAGUCCUGUCUCCGGGGCUAAUUAAGAAGUUUGCACAUGAACAUGGAUUAAAGGGUCGUGUGAAAAAUCAGCAGACUACAGGCUCGAGCUGCUGUGAUCGCACUAGUGUGUGUCUGUGUGUGUGUGUGACUGUGAGCUGAUGCUUCGGUGAACCCUCACUGCUAUUAACGGUUCUGAUCAGAAUCAUAUAAUGCGGUUUCUAAUUAAUUUAUAAAUUGGGUGCUCUAAGUGCUGUGGUUAUUAUUGAUGUGACACAGGGAGUGGUGAAUUUU
Pimephales promelas (fathead minnow) is the source of this 2220-nucleotide messenger RNA. RefSeq names its product divergent protein kinase domain 2Aa (gene dipk2aa). Lineage: Eukaryota; Metazoa; Chordata; Actinopteri; Cypriniformes; Leuciscidae. The record is from RefSeq and is a predicted model, not a curated record.